UCUUCAAUGAUUCACUAAACUCCAAGAGAUUGAGCUUCGUGAUCCCAUCUUCGGUGACAAAGCCAAUGUCAACUACCCCCUUCGAAGAAUCGCUUUUUCAGGGUUGGAUCUUUAAUCCCUCUGUCUUCGUUCUUUACAAAAACCUCCAUUCCCCAAAACUUUUAUGAAAUUGGGCUCAACCAUGAACAACUUGAAGAUUCUAUGGUGUUGUUGUGUCAAGGGUUUCCGAAAUCACCACCUUGUUGCUAUAGCUGAUGCUUUACCCUGGCUUGAAGAGCUUGAUAUCCAGUUUUUCGGCUACUUUUGGAACCUUGGGUGGAGUUCAAAGCCUAGAAGAGGCGCAAAGCACAUGGUAACUGAUGCUGGGAUCGAGGUAAUGUCUUAUAAGCUUCGAGGGUUGCGUAAAAUAGGUAUAGCAGGGCAGGUUGGUUGUUCUGAUCGAUCUCUCAUUGCUUUGUCUUCAAAUUGUGAGCUUUUGCAUGAAAUUCGAUGUGUUUUGUGCGAAGUAACUGAACAUGGCAUUUGUUUUGUACUACGGAAUAGUCGAAACUUGAUUUCUCUCAAUGCUGGACCGUAUUACACAGUACAAGAUGAUUUGUUUACUUUUAAGAAUUCCAUGAUUUAUGCAAUAGCUUUACGCAGUCCUGUGUUAGAAGCAAAAGAAGAUCAUGACCGACUUCUGUCUUCCAUUUCAACAUCGGGCAUUCGAUUAGAGAAGAUUUUGAUCUACGAUGAUUCUGGUUUGAGAUUCCAUGGACUCUCGAAUUUCUUAUGUGGAUGCCCAUCUUUGACACACUUGACACUUUGUUCUAAUAAUUUCCUCAUUGACAAUUACAUGAGGGAUUUAUGCCGGUAUCUUCCUAAUCUUGUGUCCAUAAAUUUUAAUCGGUGUUCAAACAUAACCACUGCAACGUUCUUCAUCCUUGCAAAAGAAUUCCCUAUGCUUUCGGAAAUUGGACUGCCUAAUAUAAAGCCACAAGUUGAAGAUGACUUUAACUUGGAGUUGAAGAGGAAUUAUCGAAUUAGAUCAUUGGAUUUGACUUGUUCUGUGUAUCUGAAUGAUGAAUUCAUAAAAAAAGUAGGGGCUAUUUGCCCCAAUUUACAUACUCUAAAUCUUAAUAGACUUCUCAGUUUGACAACAGAGGGCAUUGGGGAAAUUUUGAGGUGUUGCUCUCAGAUUAAGUAUUUGACAGUGGAUAGAACUAGAGACAUGGCGAUCUUUUUGGAACAAUUCAAAACCCGCCGCAUUAAAAUUGGACAUGGUUAUAACCUAGAGGGCCUCUAUGACUGA
Messenger RNA from Camellia sinensis, 1291 nucleotides. RefSeq lists its product as uncharacterized. Gene Ontology annotation, biological process: SCF-dependent proteasomal ubiquitin-dependent protein catabolic process. The record is from RefSeq and is a predicted model, not a curated record. Lineage: Eukaryota; Viridiplantae; Streptophyta; Magnoliopsida; Ericales; Theaceae. Gene Ontology annotation, cellular component: SCF ubiquitin ligase complex.